UUAAAUUCUCAUAUUUUUUAAGCAUCAUACGCAAACGGGUCCCAACAGCUAGCUCAGCAAUAAUUAUUAGUUCCAUAAAAUCCAUUUUUCUGCUUCCUUUUCGAUCUUCAGAAUGAUCAGAUAGCUAGCCAUUAAAGCCGCGCACUUGAAGAAGAUCGAUAGAGCUCAAACAGAUCGGUGUGAAGGGAAAUUAAUCUUAUUGUUUUAUUGAUUAAUGGGUUCAGACAAGUCUCCACAAAGAUCAGAAGCAGCCUGUUGCUUUUGCUUCUCCUUCUCCACCAAGAAGAAGGAUGGAGACAAGUCCAGGAGCUACGAUGGGGUCUCAGGAGGAUCAAACAUGGAGGAUGUUGAUGAUGAGAUAUUAUCUGACCGGAGCACGUUUUCUGUCAGAGAACAGGAACGGAGGCUGAAGAUGGCGCUCAGGGAAGAGCAGAGGGUUAGUAGGGAGGCUGAGAGGGUUGUUCAUUGGGUGAAGCAAGAAUCUGCAAGAAUGGACGAUUCUCUCAUCAUCAAAACUGUCAUGAGUCAUGAUCACAAACAAACCAUCAAGUAAUUUGUUUUCAUCAGUUCAUACACUUUUUUUUUUU
Molecule: messenger RNA, 587 nt
Organism: Alnus glutinosa
Lineage: Eukaryota; Viridiplantae; Streptophyta; Magnoliopsida; Fagales; Betulaceae
Exons: 1
Coding region: 215-553 (112 amino acids)
Source: RefSeq, a predicted model, not a curated record